AUGUACACCUACACUCCCACCCACCGUUUUUUGGUCCUCUCUGCCGCUGAGUCUGGCCCAUACGAUCCCAGCAAUAAGUUCCUGGUGCUGUCGCCCACCGAGUCUGGCCCUGAUCCUCGCGUCUGGGAAGACCAGCCCCAGAUUGAGACCAACUCAACCGAGCAGAGCCCUAAGAUGACACCCAGUCGUGCUCGUACCAACAGCUCUCUCUCGACGUCAUCUUCAUCCUCCCUCAGUGAUCUUGUUGCUACCCUACCCAACGGCUUCCUCUACCUUGGUCACGGCAAGAAGCAGUAG
Molecule: messenger RNA, 297 nt
Organism: Penicillium antarcticum
Lineage: Eukaryota; Fungi; Ascomycota; Eurotiomycetes; Eurotiales; Aspergillaceae
Exons: 1
Coding region: 1-297 (98 amino acids)
Source: RefSeq, a predicted model, not a curated record